Messenger RNA from Penicillium verrucosum, 2052 nucleotides. Its product is annotated as Zn(II)2Cys6 transcription factor. Lineage: Eukaryota; Fungi; Ascomycota; Eurotiomycetes; Eurotiales; Aspergillaceae. The transcript is spliced from 3 exons. The record is from RefSeq and is a predicted model, not a curated record. Bases 1 to 2052 code for a protein of 683 amino acids. Gene Ontology annotation, biological process: positive regulation of transcription by RNA polymerase II. Gene Ontology annotation, molecular function: zinc ion binding; DNA-binding transcription factor activity, RNA polymerase II-specific; transcription cis-regulatory region binding. Gene Ontology annotation, cellular component: nucleus.
AUGCCAACCUCGAAGAAUUCCUCUGCCUCUGGCACUAAGCCUCUUGCUUCUGCGCAUACUUCAAUGCCUCAAAGCACCCCUCCGGCGACUCACACACAUGGAGAUAGAGCAAGUGGUCGGCUGCACAAGCGAUCCCGAUCUGGCUGCUUCACAUGCCGCCUACGUCGAAAGAAGUGCGAUGAGAACCAUCCUUCCUGUACCGCCUGUGUCAAUCUCAAUGUGCGCUGCGAAUACAAACGCCCGAUUUGGUGGGCAAAUGCCGAGCAACGGAGAGCCCAGAAGGAGCGCAUCAAGAACAGGAUUAAGCAAACCAAGAUGUUGGAGCGAAACGGUCACUCCUCUGACCGCCACCGCUAUAUGUCUGCGACAUCGCCAACUUCACCUGUACACGAACAUGGCCGCCAUAGGCACAACGAGCCCUACGAUCUUUUCUCAUCUCAGCUGCCCACCCCUGGAUUGGGAAGUGCUCCUCGUGGGCCCUACAUACCUUCCUAUGAAGUCGAUGUGCGAACCGAGAGACAAACAUUUAUCAACGAUGUGCCUACGCGGCAUGAUUCUUCGACAUCAACCUUCAGUGCAUUUGCACCUCCCCAACUUAGUGCUCCAAUGCCAACUUUCGCUGGCGAUGAAUGGUUUGGAGAUGAAUAUUUUGCACAAGCCUCGGCAUUUAAUGGUGCCAAUCUGGGAGGCAUUAAUCCUAGCUUCGAUCACACACACGCAUUGUUGCAAAGCAACAUUGCUGUCAGUGACCAUGACCGGCCACUCCUCGAUCACUUUAUCCACAAUGUGCUGCGCCAGAUCUUCCCCGUUCUGGAAGCUCACCAAAAAGGCCACUUGCGUGCACAAUCAAUUUUGCGCGCUCUGGAAACAAACAAGUGCUAUCUUCACUGCUGCCUGAGUGUCGCCGCCAUCCACCUUAAGACUACGGAAGGAUUGGUUGGCGAGCAAGUUGACCAUGAUAUCAUGCGACACCGUUAUGAAGCCAUUUCUCAACUAUGUCAGGCUCUGGGAGAUGAUGUUAAACACGAUGAGAUCCUGGAUGCGACUCUUGCGAUGAUCCUCUUUCACUGCGCUGUUGGACCUUCGGAUGACUACCUCCCCGACAUUCCGUGGUUUGAUCACUUCCAAGCUGCAUCAAACCUUGUAGCUAGACUUGAACUUCCAUCCGCAACAGUUGAGAGCUCUAACGGAUAUCUGGUUGCCCCAUUCAGCAUGAGCUUGACUUCUUGGAUUGAUAUCCUGGGCUCGACAAUGGUGGGCAAGACUCCCGAAUUUGCUCACCAGUACCGAUCAAAGCACUUGGGUGGAGCCUCCUCUGGCUUACGCGAGUUGAUGGGAUGCGAUGACCGGAUCAUGUAUCUCAUCUCUGAAAUUGCUUGUCUGGAUGGUCUAAAGACAGAAGGUCGAAUCGAUGACUUAGCUGUCUGUACUCAUGUUCAGGCGCUAGGACAACAACUUGAGUACACAAAGCCCGCCGAUUUCAAGCUGGAGAACCCAUUCUCACCUGCAACUGGAGCCAUUUGCCCUGACGCCCUGACCAAUAACAUCUCGCACAUCUUCCGGAUGGCAGCUCAAAUCUACCUUUGCAGCAUCGUACCGGGCUUUGAUCGCAAUCAAGAAAGCACCAAGAGCUUGAUCAUCGCAAUAACAGACGCGCUCCAGUUCAUUCCUGCUGGUCCCCAUGGCUACGACCGCUCUCUUGUCUGGCCACUGCUCAUGACCGGCGUGUAUUCCAGGCCAUCGAGUCUCUUCCGAUCUGUGAUCGCCGAUCGCGCUGCUGCGCUGGGUGAACAUGGUGACCUCGGUAGCUUCGGACGCAUGUAUCGCCUCCUACAAGAGGUGUGGCGCCUGACAGAUGACCCAUUCAACUCUCAAGUCCGACCUGGAGACAACUCCUACAACUCCUCACUUACCAGUCCUAUUUCGAGACUGGACGGCCCCCACUCCCACUCUGGCGCUGGCGCCACUAUGGGUGGACGGGAAAUCAAAAAGCAACAAGUCCACUGGAGGGACAUCAUGAAGCGGAAUAACUGGCAUUACCUCCUUAUUUAA